UAGUCACGUGAUUCCUCUGUUUACAGACAUCCGGAAAAACAUGGAGGACAGCACUGGCAAUAAUCCUCAAUCUGUUGGAUUUACGGAGAAAUUAAAAUCUUGGCUCUCAUGGUCAUGGACCUACAUAUGUUUCAUUUGGUUCGGUAUGGUGCUGAUCAUGAUAUACGUUCUCCGGAGUCCCUUGAAACUCCAGGAAAGCUUUACCUCAGCCUCUGUGUUCCUAAAUACAUUGACACCUAAAUUCUAUGUGGCACUUACUGGAACGUCUUCUCUCAUCUCUGGACUCAUAUUGAUAUUUGAGUGGUGGUAUUUCCGUAAAUAUGGCACCUCAUUCAUUGAGCAGGUGUCAGUCAGCCAUCUGCGUCCUCUUCUUGGUGGUGUGGAGAGCAGCUCCACCAGUGGUCUGUUCUCCUCAGUAAAUGGAGAUGCAGAGCCCAGACCCAGCGUUUCAGAGUGUAAGGUCUGGAGAAACCCCCUGAAUUUGUUCAGAGGAGCAGAGUACAGCAGGUACACCUGGGUUACUGGGAAGGAGCCUUUAACGUAUUAUGACAUGAACCUAUCUGCACAAGACCACCAAACCUUCUUCACAGGGGACACUCAGCAGUUAAGACCGGAAGACGCUGUGAUGCAGAAAGCCUGGAGAGAGAGAAACCCGCAGGCCAGGAUCAGAGCAGCCUACCAGGCCAUAGAGAUGAACCAUGAGUGCAGGUGUGCCGCAGCCUAUGUGCUUCUCGCGGAAGAGGAGGCCACCACUAUCACAGAGGCAGAGCGUCUCUUCAAACAAGCACUUAAAAGUGCAGGAAAAGAUGUCAACCUGCUGGUGUACAUAAAGCGGAGACUGGCCAUGUGUGCACGCAAGCUCGGCCGAAUUAAAGAAGCAGUUAAAAUGAUGCGAGAUUUAAUGAAAGAAUUCCCAUUGUUGGGAAUGUUAAACAUACACGAAAACCUCUUGGAGGCCCUCCUAGAGCUGCAGGCAUAUGCUGAUGUGCAAGCAGUGCUCGCCAAAUACGAUGAUAUCAGCUUGCCAAAAUCAGCAACGAUAUGCUACACAUCUGCACUUCUGAAAGCACGGGCUGUUUCAGAUAAAUUCUCUCCAGAGGCAGCGUCUCGGCGAGGGCUCAGCACAGCAGAGAUGAAUGCUGUAGAGGCCAUACACAGAGCUGUGGAGUUCAAUCCACACGUGCCAAAGUACCUGUUGGAGAUGAAGAGUCUGAUCCUGCCACCAGAACACAUCCUCAAGAGGGGAGACAGUGAGGCGGUGGCGUACGCCUUCUUCCACCUGCAGCACUGGAAGAGAGCAGAGGGGGCCUUAAACCUGCUGCACUGCACCUGGGAGGGAACCUUCCGGAUAAUUCCCUACCCCCUGGAGAAGGGUCACUUGUUUUAUCCCUACCCAGGAUGCACGGAGACGGCAGAUAGAGAACUGCUACCAUCGUUCCACGAGGUCUCCGUGUAUCCCAAGAAAGAGCUUCCCUUCUUCAUCCUGUUCACAGCAGGCCUCUGCUCCUUCACUGCCAUGCUGGCCAUGCUCACACACCAGUUCCCCGAGCUCAUGGGCGUCUUCGCCAAAGCGUUCUUCAGCACCCUCUUCGCUCCCCUGGGGUUCUUCGCAGACAAGAUGGAAAGCUUCAUGCCGUCCAGUUUUUGGCAUCAACUGACUCGAAUUUGACCCCCAAAAUGCUGUUAAGAGCACACACACAGACAAACACACACGCAGACAUAAACCCAUACACAGAGACAUAGACACACACACAUAGAUGAGCGACCAUCAGCACUCCGAGGCUCGAAAAAAAAUGUUUGCUCUCCUGUCUUCAGCAGUGCUGUCCACUUGUCGCGUUGUUACUGAUUACGUUGGCAGAGGUUGUGUCAACACAGCCCCGAGGACUGUUAACAUGGGGAGCAUUUAGUCCUCCCCAACAGUUGAACAACUUUAAAUAAGGAUAAUUUUCAGGAAAAGAAAAGGGAUUUCAGAUUGUACGAUUUUCUUUUUUUUCUGUUUUCUUUUCGUUUUUGUUUUCGUUCAUAGGUUUGGGCAAACAAUGUAGGAGAUGUUCAUCAAAACAUGAACUAGUAUUAAGAAACAUCUAUGAACUCCAAACUGUUUGCAAAUAUUUCCGAUUCUUCAUUUGACGCUUUAACAUUCGAAACCAUCAUCGUGUUUCACAACGUCUGACUUUUAUGCUUGUUUUCUUUUCCAUUACGUUCCUUUUUUUUAAUUUUAUUUCUUUUAAGAUGCUCUCGUGUCAGUUUACAGUUUGUUUCGUGAGAUGACUCAUCUUUAAAAAGCUAACUUCUGGUGUUAAACUGCCCCCUCAUUUCUGGUUCAGACGCACAGACUUGGUUGUCUUUUAACAUAUUGGAGACAAUGAAAUGAGGGCCUUUAACACAAUAACGGAUACCACGCUGGAUAUCCAGUCACGGAAAGACCCAGAAUACGGCAGUCGCAUCUGCGGCUCUAUGCCGCCAUACUCUCCUCCUCAGCAGCUAGGACGUCAAUCGGACAGAACCGAUAGGUUACCAAUAUUGGUUCUAAUGGGAUUGACUGCCGCAGGGCUCAUUGUGAAUGCCGUGUCUGCCCUAAAUCUCCAGAACUGGGAUUGACUGGAACGUUUGUUAGACUUCCUAAUAACAGAGCUGUGAUUUACUGCCUUUGAGUGCCUGCAAUAUAUACAACACCUCGGUGGUUCCAACAGUUGUUGCUAAGGCAUGACACUGCAGUAUUAUACGAACCAGGGGUGGGGGGUUUGAGGCGGGAGGGGGGGGGGGGAUAACCAGACAACGUCGCCGGUGCUGAAGCAUCACAAUAUAAGACACACAAAAUAACAGCAGUAGUGCUUCUAGAAGGGCAACACAAAGUGCGCAAAGGCGCGUUAUGUAGGAGCAAUAACUGCAAGGGCAUUUCUAGUGUGUUUUAGUGUUCUUCCACUGAUGACAGUACUAAACAUUGAUUGCAUUAGUAAUACAAUGUAUUGGCUGUGUUUCUCUUUUUGUUUAUUUGGUGGUCUCUUUUCAGUGGAGCUGCACCACCCAUCGGACAGCUAUGGACUCAUGCAUUAUUUAUUAUGUAUAUUUAUUUUAUACUCAAAGGUGCAAAGAAGGGUUGUUUUUUUGACUGUCCAAAUCGAAGCCCUAAAUCCUCAAGAGGGUUUUUUUUUGCUCCAUUAUCUGGCCAACAAUAUGUGAAUGUGUAAUGUUUAUUCUUGUGUUUCUGUGGAAGAAGUAGCACAGCAUGCUGAGGACAGGAGAACGAUGGAGAACAAUGAUCUAUUAUAGCUACCAUGUGAUGAAAAACGCACAAUAAAUUGGUCCUUGAAUGUAA
Molecule: messenger RNA, 3319 nt
Organism: Gadus macrocephalus (Pacific cod)
Lineage: Eukaryota; Metazoa; Chordata; Actinopteri; Gadiformes; Gadidae
Gene: st7l
Product: suppression of tumorigenicity 7 like
Exons: 15
Coding region: 41-1669 (542 amino acids)
Molecular function (GO): protein binding
Source: RefSeq, a predicted model, not a curated record